Messenger RNA from Galleria mellonella (greater wax moth), 4619 nucleotides. RefSeq names its product abhydrolase domain-containing protein 2 (gene Hydr2). The coding region runs from base 144 to 1445 and encodes 433 amino acids. NCBI's taxonomy places the organism in Eukaryota, Metazoa, Arthropoda, Insecta, Lepidoptera, Pyralidae. The record is from RefSeq and is a predicted model, not a curated record. The transcript has 7 exons. Gene Ontology annotation, molecular function: acetylesterase activity; monoacylglycerol lipase activity. Gene Ontology annotation, cellular component: sperm plasma membrane; sperm flagellum. Gene Ontology annotation, biological process: medium-chain fatty acid catabolic process; acylglycerol catabolic process; sperm capacitation.
AAUUAUUUAGUUUGUCUUGUGUCGUCCGGUAGUAGGUUGUUUGUUGAUAAUCGUUUCUUAUUGGAAAUAGUAUUAUCUCGCGGGUAUUAUGUAGAUUUUUCUUCGUCUGUUUAUACGAUCUUAUAUCAUUUAACAACAUUAUCAUGUCGACAGUUCUUUUAGCUGUUAUAGCAGUUAUACUGUGUGUGCUUUUCCGAAUACUAAAUGUUAACAGUCAGCCACAGAAACCAGUCAUCUAUGGAAGGGAUAGAAGCUUUAUUGAAAAUAUACUAUUUAUUUCCCCAUUUCUAAACGACCCUUACAUUCCAACUCGACUAUGGGGAUUCAGCGGCCAUGUGCAGACUAUCCUUCACAGUUUGAUUGGCCGUGUCCGAUGUCCAUGGCCAAUAGGGGGCAGAGUCUCUCUAGUUCUGCCUGAUAGGUCAACACUGACCUACGAUUUAUACGAACCUGUCGGAUCUGAACAUGAAGAUGAUGUGACGGUGGCAAUCUGUCCUGGUAUAGGCAACACAUCUGAGAGUGUGUACAUACGUACAUACGUGCACUAUUCGCAGUGUCACGGCUAUAGAUGCGCGGUGCUGAACCACAUCGGAGCUUUAAACAGCGUGCCAGUAACUGGAUCUAGAAUAUUCUCGUAUGGUCAUACAGACGACUACAAUUAUAUGAUUGAGAGUAUACUGGAGAGAUAUCCUCAAACAAAAAUAAUACUCGUCGGAUUCAGCCUUGGCGGUAAUUUGGUUACGAAAUACUUAGGUGAAGACAGGAAGAGGCCUUCCAACAUAAUAGGAGGCAUUUCAAUAUGUCAGGGAUAUAAUGCUAUAGAUACAAUGGUUUACCUAUUACAAUGGCAGAAUUUCCGUCGUUUCUACCUCUAUAUAAUGACGGACAACUACCGUAAUAUAAUAACACGUCAUAAGAGGAUGCUGUUGAGUCCUGAAAUGAAGAGUAGACAUUCUCUGGACGAGAAAAUGAUCGUGUCAGCAGGUACACUACCAGAUCUCGACGAGGCUUACUCAAGAAGAAUACAUGGAUUUGAUACUGUAGCGGACCUUUAUAAAUGGAGUUCGAGCGCAUUCUACUUAGAUAAAAUAAAAACGCCAAUGAUAUUUAUAAACGCUCGUGAUGACCCAAUUGUUCCUGAACCUCUAUUACCCAUUAUAAGAGAAUUUGUCAGUUCACAUGACAAAGCAAUGUACUUGGAACUGGCGCACGGCGGUCAUUUGGGAUUCUAUGAGGGUGGUUUGAUAUAUGCCAACCCAGUGAACUGGCUGGACCGCGCUUUAGUCGGCCUCACAGGAGGUAUGUUGAUGGCACAUAACAAAUGUUCACCAAAGGAUGCAGCAAUGGUGAGCGACUGUACCGUUUCCGAUGACGAGCCUGAUCUCAUCAAGUCUGCAACUAUAGUGUACCGGGAUCCUCUAGAAAAACUUCAACAGGCCUACUAAUUUGUUAAGCUCUAAUAUAUUUCCCAAAGGGUUUUAUCUACCCCAAAGAUGAAGAAUUUAUAAUGGUCAAGCUGAUGGUGUGCAUAAUGUGCAUAAAAAAUUGGCAAAUCGAAUUAUGUAAUAUAAACUGUGGCUGAUUCUGAAGAGUUGUUUAAAUUUGUACUCAAAAUUUUAAUUUGUUUCUACAGCGACAUUAUAUGUUUACAUAUUACGAAGUUUAUAAUAAUAGAUUUUAAUAAAAACUACUUACUUUAAAAUUCAGUUUAAUUCAUAAGAGAAUAAUGUAAAUAAACUGAUACUUCAGAUUCGGUCAUAUCUAUUAAAAAAAAUUUUAAUCAGACAUAUUUAUUUCCUUGUCAUUAUGUAUACAAUAUAAUAUUUAUACGAACUUAAUUGAAAGACUAAAUUGGCCAAAAUUUGUCAUAUUGCAGCGUAACAAAUGCACAUUUUGCACACUAUCUGCAUUAUUUUUGUACGUUGUAGGUUCGUGUUGUCUAUUUCGUAAGAAAUAGCCGAUUAUAUAUAGUUUGCUUUUUAAAUAUAAUAUCAUAGAAUGUAUAAUCUUAAAACGGCACUACAAAACCAGUGAUAAGAUCAUGAUAGUUUCAUCCUGUCAUAAAUAUUUAAUAUAAUAGUUACCAGUUUAAAAGUAGAAAAUACAGAGACACAGAGAAACUGAAUGCAGACUUUUGUACACAUUUUGUUUGUUUAUUAUGUACAAUAAAUAGCACAAAAGCUUCGACAAAUUUUAUACGUUCCUAUAUUACAUUUUGUUGCGAUGAUGCGAGUUUGAGUUGAUUUCAAACGUUUUGUGAUAUUUCGAGAAAGAUAUUGAUGUUAUAUUUGAUAAAAAAAAAUUCACAUGAAUACAUUUUGUGUUAUUCAUAUGAAAAUAAUUUUGUAUUGUGCUGUGCUACCAAUAGGGCUAUAGUUGUUGCUAGGCUUAUGAAGUGUUGCAUAUGAAUGGCAGUAAUAGCUAUUUGUCGGUGCAUAUUACUUAAUAUAUUCCAUUAGAUUUGGUAUUCAAAAUACCAAUAAGUGUUUUACAAUAAUAUUAUCGAAAUGUGUAACGCUUCGAUGUUGUUAUGCACAAACUUUUUUAUUAACAAAAAUUAAUAAUGCGGCAGGCCGUUCGAAAUAAAACGAGAUAUAUAAAUACAUGCACUAACGGCGUGCUUUUAACUGUGUCGAAACCACAAAGUAUAGAAACUUUGCUCAGAGAUAUUCUUACCAUUUUUUUUUUGGAAUUAUACAUUUGUGAAAAACUAUUAUAUAAAAUUUUAUAAAUUUUGCUGUCGGAUUAAAUAUUCCAGGUUAGACAGGGUAAUAGACAUCUAACUGCCACAAAGCCACGUUGGCAACUAGUGUCCAUUUCCAGUAAGUGUUCGUUUAUGCAAACUAACUCGGAAGGAAUUGAUUUUGAUCGCGUUUAAAAUAGAUUCAUAUUUUUACAUCUCACUUAUUUGUUAUAUAAGAAUAAUAGAUAGCCGACUUCAAAGAAGUAAAUAUAAAAAUAAACCUUAGCUCUCCUCUCCGAUCCGGUGUGUGAACUGAGAGUACUACGAUUGCAUGAUAGCAAAGCAGCGUAAUUAAAACCCUUGUUCCGAGUCUCUGGACACUGACAUUGGUUUUUUAUUAUUUUAAUUAAAAUAAUAUCUAUUUUUGAAUUACUUAAAGUAAAUGCUCGAUGUCUGGCAAACUUGUCAAAAUAAGUUAUGGAUCUGCAGAUAAGAGUUAAGAUCCAAACGAUCGCGUUCUUGAAAUUUUAGUGUUCGUAGUUAGCUAGCUUGAUAUAAACGAAUUAUUUGUGUAUUUGUAAAUACGUAAACCCACAGUAUUAAACUUCAUACACAUACUAAUCGAUUGACGUAAAUAAUUUAUUACUCGUAUUUUUUAUUUUAUCAAAACAUUCGAAACAUUCUGCUAAUAUAAAAUGACCGAAACAGGGCAUCUCACCUUUGUAAAAUAAGUCAGUUUAUUUUUUGUAAUGUUAUGUAAUGCAUAUCGACAUUUUGUAUUUGGUAGAAACAUUUCUUACAAGCAUUUUUAACUUUUUUAACAUUUUUAACUUAACAUAGAAAAGUUGGAAUAGAAACCGUUAAAUUUGUAAAAGUAUUGUGGAGUUUAUUUCCCUUUCCUUCUUCUAGAAUUCGAUGCAUUUACCAUUUUAUUCCAUAUUUACCAUUUUUAAUUCUUAAUAUUGUGUUAUUUGGGGCCAUUAUUUGACAUUUACGAUGAGUGUGUGUAUGCAUAAAAUAUAAUGUCCAAGUAACGAAUUGAAAGGAAUAACAAAAAACAAACUGUAUGAUGUAUUGACGUACUUAUUUUGUAGUAUGUAGGUUUAUAUAUGGUGCUUGAUUCAUAGCAAAUUUUUUAUAAGUAAUAUUUAUAUAAAUUAUUUAUUAUUACUGUAAUAUUAUUGGAUAUAACAACUAUUUUAUUUAAAUGAUAAUUUAGUGAUUAUGAGUAAUAAGUUUUUAUAAGACUAACUUAGUUUAUUUCUAUUUUAGUUAUUGCUAUUUUGUUUAAUCGUUAUUACGAUUGAUCAAUCUUAUUAAAUAGAUAUCGGUGCGGCGAUGCAUACUACGGCGGUGUGUAGAUGUGCACUUUUUAUACUAGAUAGGUUAAUUACGGUGCAAGCUAACCGUCGUUUAUAGACAUGACGGCACGGCAUUCUACGAUACCACCCACCGAUGAAAACGCUAGUCGUCGAGUCCUCCGUGCAAGACUCACUAAACUAAGUUAGGUUUCGCAUAAUGCUCAUACUUUAAUCAUUCAAAUGUGCACGAAUAAUAUAGUUGUUAUAUUCUUUACAGUUUUGUCUCAAAGACAAAAUUGUUUAUUGUGAAUUUUAAAGUACAAGUCAUCGAAACAGGCACAAAUGUUAAAAAUAAUGUACCAAAUUAUACUUAUAGUGUAAUGUAAAGGGUAUACAAAUCCAAAGUUCACAAAUAGCAUACAUGAAACUUAAUAUUCUUCAAAAAAAAGUUGUUUGGUUUCAUGUGUAUCUAUUAUUGCUGGAAUUUUGUUUUUUUAUCCUUUUCUUUACACUUUGUAUAAAUCUUAAUAUUUUAUUUUAAUGGUAAAACCAAAAUUAAUUUGUAUUUAUAUAAAUGCUCUAUAAAAAAAAAUACUUACUUGCCUAAUAAAUAUGAAUGUUCAAAUAAUACACAA